Xyrichtys novacula (pearly razorfish) is the source of this 889-nucleotide messenger RNA. NCBI's taxonomy places the organism in Eukaryota, Metazoa, Chordata, Actinopteri, Labriformes, Labridae. The record is from the annotation of a GenBank genome assembly.
AUGGAGAGGCUUUUUGAACUCCCCCAAAUCAAACUGCAGGUUAGCGAUAUUCAGUGCUAGAUUAUUCAGAUCCAAUUUUGCUUUUUUUGUUAUUUACUAUAUAAUUUUAUGUAGGGAGGAAAUGCUACCAGAUGGGAAUCUAAUAAGGAAGCAACGGAUGUGAUGCGUCGAAUUCUGCCUGCUCUCAUCGCAGACCUCUCACUCCAAGCCCGGAAUGAGCCAACUGCACAAGGACUGUAUUCCUUUGUAAAGGACAAGUUCUUACCCCCUGCCCUGUGCCUAAUGCAACUUGUGCAUGAAAAGAUCCACCAGCAGUUUUUGGUUUUUCAAAAGAGAAACCUUUUCUUCUCUCAGGUGGAGCAGGAGGUAUGAGAUCAAUACCAUAAUCCUUGGGUUUUCUGUUAAUUGGAAUGCUGUUGCUAGCAAAGCUGUUGUGUUUUAUCUCAGGUCACAGUGCUGAAAUCAUCACUGGCACAGCUGAAAGAGAGCAACAUGGUCAAAGACCGCUGGCAGGCAUGGCUCCAGUCUGAUGCUGGUCUGAAGCCUCUACAGGAAGAGGUCCCUGCAUAUUUCCAGGAUGAUGUGUGGGAGAGCUUCAAGAACAUUGUAUGUAUUAAGAAUGUAUUUGUGUAAUGUGGACGAAGGACUGUUUUACCUUUCUUUUCAACAUCUUCUACAGGUGAUGGAGCCAUUCCUGACUGCACUGAAUGAGAACGUCGACAACAGAUUCCCAAACACCGGCAGUCUGUCUGUCUUCAAUGUGUUCUCUCCCAGACAAAUUUUGUCAAACUCUAGUACAGAGUAUGGGGAUGCUGAGAUGAGGACACUGGCUGAGGAGUUUCCAAGACUGAGUCUGACCUGCUGUCUGAGUGGAGCUCAUACAGACUGA